CUCGCGAAUGGAGUUCCCAUCGGCGCGCCGCAUCAGGCGCUCGCCGCCGCCGCCGCCGCCGGCGGAUGCAGCAGGCUCCGGUGGUGGCCCUGACGGAGGCGACCGCAUCAGCGCGCUCCCGGAGGACAUGCUCCUCCAGAUCCUCGGGCGGCUGGGCUGCGCCCGCGCCGCCGCGCGCACCAGCGUCCUCGCGCGCCGGUGGCGCGGCCUCUGGGCGCGCCUCCCCGGGCUCACCUUCCGCGACGUCCCCGCCGGGGUGGUCAGGGAGGCGCUCGCCUGCGUCGCGAGGCCAAGUCGUCCACGAAGCCCGUCUUCCCCUCCGCUUCGGGGCGUGUCCGUCCUCGACAUCCGUCUCGCGAGGAGCGCGCUGCGCGAGGCGGCCAAGCACGACGACGCCCAGGCCAAGUCGCUGCUGCUCGCCGUCGCCGCCAAGCGGAUCUCGCCCAAGGAGCUCGUCUUCUUCCCCCCGCGGUCUUACGUAGUUAAGCCGGGCCGUCGUGUCGAAAUCGCCAUGCCUCGCUUCCUCCGGACCACCUCCAUCGAGCUGGACGCCCAUUUACUUCGCAUCAAGCUGGCGGACGCUGAGCUCCCCGCGCUGGAGAGGCUGUCACUCUCUGGCAACAUCGUUGACCUUGCAGCCUUUCUCAACCGCUGCCCGCGGUUGCGGGUGCUGAGGGUCACCUACCGUGAGGUCGAGCCCAGCUUGCUCGAAGCGGCCCUUGUCGCGCUCGAGGUUCCUGUGGAGCUCGGCCUUAUUGUGUCCCUCCUCGGCAUCGAGUUCGGCCACGCUCAUGGGAACUACGAUGUUGAAGACGCUCAGUUUGCAUCCAUUCUCCAUGCCGCGGCGAGGCUCUCCCCGCGGGAGCUUGUCUUCAUCAACAACUUCCGCAGAUGCCUUAGUGCCGACCUGCCCUGCUUCCGUAAUGCCACAUCGAUUGCGAUGACGUUGCGGUUUGUCUGUUUCACACGGCUAAUGUCGGCUGACCGGUUCUCGGCACUUGAGAGGUUGUCUCUCGUGGGUUGCACCGUCCUCGACCUUGCCACCAUAGUCAACCGAUGCCCAUGUCUGCGUGUGCUUAUGGUGAAAGCUCAUAGGUCUGCACAUGAUUUUACAAUGCGCUCUGUGUCGCUGCAAGCGCUUGAGCUUGGUGUCCACGAAACGGAAUGUAAGGGCAUCAAGAUCGCGACUCCGAUAUUUGAGCAACUGAAGCUUAGUGUUCAUGCAAGCUCGGACCUCAGCGUCUCUGUCUCGGCGCCAAUGUUGGAGAAGGUCUCAUGGAGGUAUAUAUAUACAAAGUCGGCUCUUGUGUUUGAUUUAUGGUUUCUUCAGAAAAUGGAGGUCGACACGACAGAGGACUACAAAUAUAAAGAUGGGGAGGUCAUCAAUGAAGGCAAAGAUGCAUGUCCGCAGCCCCUUCGUGUUCAUGUCCUAUCUUUGCACAUAAUUGCUCAUAAUAUUGGUUCAGAACUAAACUUUGCGCGGGAGAUGGAGAAACUUCUAGUCACCAACUUUAUAGUCUUGGAGCUACAUCUCAAUGCAAAGAGGCAUGCUAUAGCAGCAUUUGUGUUGUAUUUUCUUAGCAUGCAUCAAAUUAGAACUACUACACAAAGUCUUAAGAUUGUCUUACCGAGGUGGUCUGAGAUGUCAAAAUGUCUAAAAAAGUGUCCUUGCAAUGGGCCCAAGAACUGGAGGAGCCAAACUAUCUCCUUGAUACAUCUUGAAGAAGUGGAAAUUAACAACUUCAGAGGAGGGGAUCAUGAGAUGGAUUUCGUGACACUGAUGUUCAGUUGGGCGCCAAAUCUUAAAAGAAUGACCAUCAGGCUGAUGUCAGGGAUGAAACCAAAUGACAUUGGAGGAUACGCCAUGAGUAUCUACAAUAUAUGUUUGGUCUAUCCUUCAGUGAACUUCUGUGUUUAUCUUAGCUCUGGUGAACUGGUACCAUGCUCCUCAAAGCAAUAUGAUUGUGCCAGAGUGGUUAUCGGGCAUAAUUAAAUCAUGUAGGCUUUGGUUUUUUUCAAAAAAAGAAAAAACUCCUAGGUGAAAUGAGAAUCUUUUCCAUAAGGGGGAUGCAAGUUGUGUAUUGGGUUUUAUCUCGCGCUUAAUGUGGAACCUAUUACCUGUAGUACUCCAUUGAAUGUUUUUGUAUGGGAGGUGCAACUAUUGUUAACUCUUUA
Molecule: messenger RNA, 2175 nt
Organism: Triticum urartu
Lineage: Eukaryota; Viridiplantae; Streptophyta; Magnoliopsida; Poales; Poaceae
Molecular function (GO): protein binding
Source: RefSeq, a predicted model, not a curated record